Molecule: messenger RNA, 1043 nt
Organism: Amyelois transitella
Lineage: Eukaryota; Metazoa; Arthropoda; Insecta; Lepidoptera; Pyralidae
Gene: JTBR
Product: protein JTB
Exons: 4
Coding region: 199-666 (155 amino acids)
Biological process (GO): mitotic cytokinesis
Cellular component (GO): midbody; membrane; cytoplasm
Source: RefSeq, a predicted model, not a curated record
UUCACGACACAUUACAUUACAGCUGUGACAAUGACAAAAUUGACAAGCAAACGCUAAAAUCUCGUGUGAAUCAAAAUAAAGUAAAACCAUUUCAAAUCCAAAUGUUUCAAAUGAUUUGUUUGUUGUGAUUGUGAUGAUAUAAUCGAUUUAUUGAAGAUCUUUUAAUUGGUCUGUGUAGAGUAAAUAUAAUACAUAAUCAUGAUUGAAACCUGUUCUAAACGAUGUAUGUUACUCGGAACUGUUACUUUAGGAGUCUUAACUCUAGUCGUGUUGAUAUUGGAAUCCCAUUUGGCUGAUACACUCUCCGGCAGUCAGAGGAAAAAUAAAACAUUCCCAACAGAAACAAAUUCAACAUGUUAUAAACAUAAGCCAUUUAAGAUAAUCAGUGAAUGUCAUCCUUGUUCAGACUUUGAAAUCAAAAGUGAGAGCAUAGGUGUAUGUAAGCACACAAGUUUCAAGGAAAUCCUACGAUGUGAUAAUGGAGAAACAGUAACCAGAAGCUGUGAUAGAGUAGCAUACUUAGAAGAACGAGCCUAUUGGAAGUUUACAAUAUGGUCAUUUGUGAUUGGAGCAGCCUCUUCAAUUGCCGUCAUGUUGAGAAUGAGGAUUCUGAACCACAGAGCAAAGAGAAGAGCUCAGCAGGUUCUUAGCAACGGAUCUAUAUAAUUGUUUUGAGUUAUUUACAAGUAUAUUAUGUUUUUUUUUUAUAAACAGCCUUGACAUAUGGAAGGACUGUAAAAACGAUCUUUGGGUAUGCCCAUGUAAACCAGCGGAUUGCUUCAUUGUAAAUGGGAUAAUCAUGAAGUUGCAUUCUUCAUUGGAUUUUUAUAUUCAAUUAGAUUAUUUAUAUAUAUUUUAUUUUAUAUUAGACAUGGUGCUACUUUAUAACACCAUUACAGAGCAAAUUGAUACUACAAAGCCAUUAUACUGAAACUAGUAAUCAUUUUAACUGUUGUGACAUAAAAAGCUGUAAGUGUAGAUAAAAUUCACAUGUUAAAAAUAACAUGAUGAAAGUACUAGUAAUAAAACAUAUUUAUUAAUCA